AUGACGGCAGUCCUGCCACCCGAGCUGUUCGACGAGACAAUCGACCAUCUGUGGGACGACCCGCCGUCGCUUAAGGCGUGUAGCCUCACUUGCCGCAGUUGGAUACCAAGCAGUCGCCUGCACCUCUUCCACACCGUACGUCUGCGCGACUCAGCGGACUGCGAGCGGCUGGAAGCCCUCGUCGCCGCGUCGCCCAGCAUCACGCGAUGCGUGCGGCGACUCUCGCUCAGCGCAGAGUAUGGGGGCGUCGAUGCGGACGGGCACGCAUGGGAGGACGACGGGUGGGUGGACACCGCCGCGCCAUUGCUCGCGCAGCUCACGCGCGUCACAACGCUCGGCCUCUCGCGCAUCCGGUGGGAUGCGUUGCACCCUGAGACGCAGAGUACCAUCCUUCGGCUUUCAAAGUCCGUGCGGUCACUAUUCCUGUUCGAGGUCCGAUUCGCGACCGCGUACGACGUUCUUGAAUUUCUUUCGGCAUUCCCAGCCCUCGAGGAGCUGUACUUUCAUGCCGUGUCAUGGGCACAGGAUUCCAUGGAUACGAGGCCAGAUAGUACUGCCCUGUCACUAGCGGUGGAUGCCGUGCGGGGAAAUAUCCGGUUGACAUACCUGUUCCUGGACGCGCGCUCGUCGCCAACGCUGGUGACGGAGUGGCUACUACGGCACCCAUCGGAGCAGCGCCUACGCACGAUCCAACUCUGUUGGCGCGAGAUCGAGAACACCAAGGCCGUCGGUGACUUGUUGUAUGCGAGCGGCGCUGCGCUAGAACAGCUGCAAGUCGAGUUCCCUGCGGGCGUUCCCGAGGAAGCCGUGCUGGAAGACCACCUGAGUCUCGCGGCGAACACCUGCCUGCGGUCGCUGCACUUUGGCGGGCUGAAUGCGGCGCAAUCGCACUCGUUCGUCUCGCGGCGGUUGUUCCCGUGGGUGACGGGUAUGCUCGCCCAGCUACGCUCGCGGCGGCUGCAAGAGGUGACGUUCGAGCUCGCUAUCACUGCCGUUCGCGACCUGCUUGGACUCGACUGGGAGCGCAUUGAUCGCGAGCUGUCGAAGGAGGAGUUUGCGGGGCUUAUGGUGGUGUUUCGGGUGAGCUGCGAGGAUAUUUGGGGCGAUAUCCGGGAGGAGGUGCGUGAGCUUGUGACCAGCCGAUUGGUGGGUUUCCAGAGCAAGGGGUCGCUGUGCGUCUCCUGCAUCUAA
This is a messenger RNA of Sparassis crispa, 1191 nucleotides long. RefSeq lists its product as hypothetical. NCBI's taxonomy places the organism in Eukaryota, Fungi, Basidiomycota, Agaricomycetes, Polyporales, Sparassidaceae. The record is from RefSeq and is a predicted model, not a curated record. The coding region runs from base 1 to 1191 and encodes 396 amino acids. The transcript has 2 exons.